Pestalotiopsis fici W106-1 is the source of this 1563-nucleotide messenger RNA. RefSeq lists its product as uncharacterized. The record is from RefSeq and is a predicted model, not a curated record. The transcript has a single exon. Gene Ontology annotation, biological process: pyrimidine ribonucleotide biosynthetic process; 'de novo' pyrimidine nucleobase biosynthetic process. NCBI's taxonomy places the organism in Eukaryota, Fungi, Ascomycota, Sordariomycetes, Amphisphaeriales, Sporocadaceae. Bases 1 to 1563 code for a protein of 520 amino acids. Gene Ontology annotation, cellular component: mitochondrial inner membrane; cytoplasm. Gene Ontology annotation, molecular function: dihydroorotate dehydrogenase activity.
AUGAACUCUACCCUCCGCACGUCCAGGGUCGCCCCUAGGACGCUCAAUUCUCUCACUCUGAGCCGCCAGCAACUUCUAUCUCAGCAAUUCCCUGGCAGACGACACGCCUCAACGGCGGCAGCGGCAGCACCCGUCUCUCGAGCAAAGACGAUACUACUGACGACCAUCAUUGGCGCUGGAGGAUACCUUGCUUACGUUUAUGGAACGGAUACGAGAGCCUCCUUUCACCAAUGGCUGGUUCCUCCGGUCUUGCGUCUCAUCUACCCUGAUGCCGAAGAAGCACACAAUGUUGCCGUCUCAACAAUGAAGACGCUCUACAGCCUGAACCUGCACCCUCGCGAACGCUCCUCUGCAACCAAGACCCUCGAUGCCUCUCUUGGAUUGUCCGUCUUUGGCUACCCGCUGUCGAACCCGAUCGGUAUCUCUGCUGGCCUGGACAAGCACGCCGAGGUCCCGGACCCUCUGUUUGCUCUCGGCGCUGCCGUCGUAGAGGUCGGCGGAUGCACACCCUUGGGCCAGCCUGGCAAUGCAAAGCCGCGCAUGUUCCGAAUUCCGGGUCUCCACGGCCUGAUCAACAGAUAUGGUCUAAACUCGCAUGGUGCUGAUCACAUGGCCAUGACCCUCCGGAACCGCGUUCGUCUGUUCGCCAAGUCGGUUGGCCUCACCGAAGAGGAGGUCCUCAACGGCGAUGCCCAUGUUCCCCCGGGAAGUCUGUGGGAGGGAAAGCUGUUGGCCGUGCAGAUUGCAAAAAACAAGGACACGCCCGAAGGUGAUGUCGCGGCCGUGGCUCGGGAUUACACAUACUGCGUGAGCAGACUGGCUCCAUAUGCUGAUAUCCUGGUCGUCAACGUGUCUAGCCCAAACACGCCGGGACUCAGAGACCUGCAGGCAGUUGAGCCGCUCACCCGGAUUCUCAGCGCUGUGGUCAACGAGGCCAAAAAGGUGGACAGAAAGACUAGCCCCAAGGUCAUGGUCAAGGUCUCGCCAGACGAGGAGGAAGAUACUCAGAUGGAGGGUAUUGUUCAGGCCGUCUGGGAAAGUGGAGUCGACGGUGUCAUUGUUGGCAACACCACCAAGCGUCGCAACGGCAUUGUACCUCCUGGUAUCGCCGUCACGCCCCAAGAGGCAACAACUCUGGCCGAGACUGGUGGCUACUCUGGUCCGAUGAUGUUUGAUCGCACGCUCAAUCUAGUCAAGAGAUACCGCAAAAUGCUGGAUGGACGCAGUUACCUGAGUGCUGCACACACAGACACAAUUCAGAAGAGCGUGCAAGAUGAGGCAUCGAGUGCUAGCAUAGCAAGUAUCGAAGGCACUGUCACGGGCAUGGUUGAGGACGAUUUGAAGGCAGCAGCCACCCCUCAGUCUCCAGCUCAGCCGCAACCCCAAGCAGGAAAUGAGCAGAAGGUUAUCUUUGCAACUGGCGGCAUCACCAACGGUCGCCAGGCAUUGGAGAUUCUGAACGCAGGCGCGAGCGUGGCCAUGGUGUAUACUGGUCUUGUGUACGGAGGUGCCGGCACCAUCACCAGGAUCAAGGGGGAGAUCAAAGAUAACAUGAAGGCAUAA